This is a messenger RNA of Dama dama (fallow deer), 1548 nucleotides long. RefSeq names its product ring finger protein 187 (gene RNF187). Bases 1 to 1209 code for a protein of 402 amino acids. Lineage: Eukaryota; Metazoa; Chordata; Mammalia; Artiodactyla; Cervidae. The transcript is spliced from 7 exons. The record is from RefSeq and is a predicted model, not a curated record.
AUGGGCCCUUUUGGGGAAACAGCGGAGGCGGCUGCUCACUUGGCUCCUGCCCCGGCAGUCGCCCGACUGUACUGGGGGGCAGACACGGCAGGGAAAGUUCCCCUACCCAGCCCCAGCCUCCACUCCACCUGCGCCUACUCCGAGCCCGGCUGCCCUUCUGCGCGCUCCUCUCUGUGUCCAGGAAGCCCCUUCACGCUGGAUCCCAGCGCCAGGCCAGCCUGGAGCGACUCUGCGGGGCGCCGACCCUCACCUCGAGGCGCCUCCGCGCGGAGCCGUCCUGAGACAGGGAGGCUGGCCACGCCACAGCUGUUCUCAGGCCACCCGCGUUGGCAAGAAGAGCAGUUGGGGGCGCGGGGAGCGGAGUGCGAUGAUGGGUUAGGCUUGGAAGUCGUCAGUCACGGGUCUGGACAGGGUAAAGAGCUCACGACCAGGACCGGGAGACUCCUUCGAGGUGAGCCGAGACCGCAAGCUCGCCUGCCUUUGGGCCCCGCCGCUGCCGCCCUGGCGCUCCCCGCGGGCCCCGGCGAGGCCGCCUGCGCCCUGUGCCAGAGUGCGCCCCGCGACCCGGUGCGCGCCGACUGCGGCCAUCGCUUUUGCCGGGCGUGCGUGGUGCGGUUCUGGGCGGAGGAGGACGGGCCCUUCCCGUGUCCCGAGUGCGCCGACGACUGCUGGCAGCGCGCCGUGGAGCCCGGCCGCCCGCCGCUCAGCCGCCGCCUGCUGGCGCUCGAGGAAGCAGCUGCGGCGCCCACGCGCGACGGCCCGGCCUCUGAGGCGGCGCUGCAGCUGCUGUGCCGCGCCGACGGGGGCCCGCUGUGCGCAGCUUGCCGCAUGGCCGCGGGGCCCGAGCCACCCGAGUGGGAGCCCCGCUGGAGGAAGGCGCUGCGCGGCAAGGAGAACAAGGGGUCUGUGGAGAUCAUGAAGAAAGAUCUGAAUGAUGCUCGGGAUCUGCAUGGCCAGGCUGAGUCCGCUGCUGCUGUGUGGAAGGGACACGUGAUGGACCGGAGGAAGAAGGCGCUGACUGACUACAAGAAGCUUCGGGCCUUCUUUGCCGAGGAGGAGGGGCGAUUCCUACAGGAAGCAGAGAAAGAAGAAGGGUCCCUGGAGGACGAGGACGAGGACCCAGCGGAGAGGUUCAGGUCUCUGCUGCAGGCUGUGUCGGAGCUGGAGAGGAGGCACCGCAACCUGGGUCUCAGUAUGCUGCUCCAGUGAAGUGCUGCUUGCCCAGGCAGCAGGCAGAGGAAGCUGUUAACCAUCCCUGGCCUGAAGCAGCUCCUCCCUCUGCCUCCUUCUGGACCCCUUGUCAUCCUUCAAGACACCCCCAGCCCUGCGUGUCUUCUCCUAGGUGAAUAUGUGGACUGUGAGCUCAAGGUGCCCACCUGGGGUUGCUGACGACAGUGCUCUGCCGCAGAAUGUUUGUGUUCCCUUUUCCUCUGGGUGUUCAUGUUUCCAGGCUGUUAACAUUUCACUGUAGAGAUCUGUAUUGAGGGUAAGUUAGCCCAAGUGUAUCCUGACUCCAUAAAGUUCUUUUUCUUGCCCCAAGUCUCAUCA